AGAUACAAAAGCAAGUUGCCUCCUGGACCCCUUCCUUUGCCCUUUAUAGGCAACCUGAAUUUGGUGGAUCUGAGCAAGCAGUAUAUAUCCCUGAUGGAGCUGUCCAAGACUUACGGGAAGGUGUUUACAAUGUACCUGGGUCCCAAGAGAAAAGUGAUACUCGCGGAUUAUGAUGCCAUAAGGGAAGCCUUUUUAAACUGCAGUGAAGAGUUUGGAAACAGGCCAGAAAUCCCAUUAUUUAAAAAGAUAGCGGAAGGACAUGGUAUUGUUUUUAGUAAUGGAGAAACAUGGAAAGUGAUGAGAAGAUUUGCUUUACAUAAUCUCCGUGAUUUUGGAAUGGGAAAAAAACUCAUAGAACACAAGAUUCAAGAUGAACUACAUUUUCUUAUUAUGUAUUUUGGAUCUCACAAAGGUAAACCUGUUGACACAUCAAUCAUCUUAAAACAUGUUAGUUCAAAUAUCAUCUGCUCCAUCCUUUUUGGCAACAGAUAUGAAUAUGAUGAUUCUGAAUUUCAGUAUUUGUUGAAGCUCUUGGAUGAAAAUGUCAAACUAGUUGGCUCUUCCAUGAUUGAGCUAUAUAAUUGCUUUCCUUUUCUGGGAUUCCUGAUUGGAGCCCACAGGAGGGUCCUACAGAAUAUUCAGGAGAUCACCAAUUUCUUUCACAAGCUAUUUGAGAAACAUGCCCUCCAUCUUAAUGUCAGUCAUUUAACUGGUUUUGUGGACUCCUUUUUGUUAAAACAGCAGCAGGAAAGUCAAAAUCCAAAGCCUGAAUUCCACAAGAAAAACCUACUCUUUAGCACACUGGAUAUUUUUAGUGCUGGGACAGAGACAACAUCGACAACACUUUGCUGGGGCCUUCUUCUGAUGAUGAAAUAUCCUGAGGUUCAAAGAAGGGUCCAAGCUGAAAUCAAUAAAGUCAUUAGUCUCAGACGAGACCCUCAGGCACAAGAUCGAAAAAAUAUGCCAUACACGGAGGCAGUGAUCCAUGAAAUACAGAGAUUUGCCAACAUUGUGCCAAUGGGUGUGUCCCGCAGCGUUCUUGCUGACACAAAAUUUCGGGGAUAUGUAAUUCCUGAGGGAACAGAGGUGAUUCCCUUGUUCUCCUCUGUUUUCAAGGACGAAACACAGUGGGAGACACCUCACCAGUUCAACCCUGCUCACUUUCUUGAUGCCACUGGAAACUUUGUCAAGAGAGACUGCUUCAUUCCUUUUGGCCUAGGACGUCGGGUUUGUAUUGGAGAAUCUCUAGCCAAGAUGGAACUCUUCCUGAUUUUUGUAGGCUUACUCCAGAAGUUUACAUUUAAGCCUGCCCCAGGGAUAGAGCCAGCAGACCUUGACCUCACUGCUAAAGUUGGCUUCACCUUGACCCCAGUGCCUCACCUGGUAUGUGCUGUCCCCCAGGAGGAAGUGCAUGGCUCUUAAUGUGGGAGAGCAGCUGUUUGGCUCCACUCAGACCACCGCAUCCAAGAUGGUGGCAAAAGAAACCAGGAUGGCUUUUGACCCUACGUACACAUUUCCUGCCUGGUUAAAGAUCCAGCUGGUCUGCAAGAGCACAAUUAUCACAUUACAUUUAUUAAGCAUUAAUAUCUUGUUACAUGCUUGACCAAAUAGAUAAUCCACCCAUUUUCUGACCUUGAAGAUCGAUAUUAUUGUACAAAUAUAAUAUUUAGCUUGUACAGUAAAUAGUUGUCUUAGCUCAAUGUUCUGCAGAAAAGUUGCUGUUGUUCAGUUAUUUCAGUCGUGUCUGACUCUUUGUGACCCCAUUUGGGGUUUUCUUGGCAAAGGUACUA
Molecule: messenger RNA, 1790 nt
Organism: Phascolarctos cinereus (koala)
Lineage: Eukaryota; Metazoa; Chordata; Mammalia; Diprotodontia; Phascolarctidae
Source: RefSeq, a predicted model, not a curated record